AUGAUCAGCAUCCUCGCGCAGGAGCGCCUCCUCGGGUUCGCCCUGGGCUCCGUCUCCAUGGGGGGUUUCGUCCUCCACCAGCGCCGCUCCAUCUACCGCUCCCUUGCCGACGCCGACGCGGCCUCUGGGGGAGCAUCCUUCUCCUAUCAGACAAGUGCAACCACCGGUAGAGGAGUUUCAGCUGAGAUGGCUCACGUAUGGAACAAGGCAGUGGACGAGACACUUGGCCGGCUUGUUGUGUAUCUUAGCUCGCGUGGAUGGUAA
Molecule: messenger RNA, 264 nt
Organism: Triticum turgidum subsp. durum (durum wheat)
Lineage: Eukaryota; Viridiplantae; Streptophyta; Magnoliopsida; Poales; Poaceae
Source: the annotation of a GenBank genome assembly